Molecule: messenger RNA, 384 nt
Organism: Staurois parvus
Lineage: Eukaryota; Metazoa; Chordata; Amphibia; Anura; Ranidae
Source: the annotation of a GenBank genome assembly
UUCUGGCUGCUGAGAGCACCCGCUGGUCAGCUCUGGUACUGCAGCCCACACGGCAGGAGAACCCAGGAAGGCAGGUCACUGGGCACAGGAUUUCCAGGAGCAGGCUGGGAAUCAGUUAUUGGCCAGUAUAGCUGGACAUCAGGGGCUGGCAUGUCGGGCUGUGCAGCGGGCAGAGGCACGUCAGCGGGCACCGAGUCAUCUGGCACGACAGCGGGCACCGAGUCACCAGGCACAUCAGCGGGCACCGAGCCAUCUAGCAGAACCACGGGCACAGAGUCACCUGGCAAGUCAGCGGGCACCGAGUCACCGGGCAUGUCAGCGGGCACCGAGCCAUCUAGCAGAACCGCAGGCACAGAGUCACCUGGCAAGUCAGCGGGCACCAAG